Molecule: messenger RNA, 1537 nt
Organism: Paramecium primaurelia
Lineage: Eukaryota; Ciliophora; Oligohymenophorea; Peniculida; Parameciidae
Source: the annotation of a GenBank genome assembly
AUGAUUAAAAAAUAAUAAGAAAAGAAGAAUAAAUCAACUUUUAUAAGAAAACUAUAUGAAAUUUUGGAGGUAUGAAAAUAAUGAUUAGUUAGAAUUAACAUAAUUCAAAUAUAAUUAAAUGGGUUGAAAAUGGAACUGCUUUUAUGAUUUGCAACAAAUAAUUAUUCAUUAGUGAAAUAUUAAAAUAACAUUACAAACAUUCUAAAAUAUCGAGUUUCUUAAAGUAUCUAUUAUUUUAAUUUAAGACAAUUGAAUAUCUAUGGUUUUAAACGAGUAUUUAACUAGACUUCUAAGAUUACUUACUAACAUCUCUAAUUUACAUAAGGAUUUGUUAAUUUUGAUUUACCUAAGAUAACUAAUAGAACACAAGAGCAAAAUACAAUUGAUGAUAUAGAGUUUAUUAAUUUAAUGAAAGAACUAAGAUUUAUUUCCUAAAAUUAAGUUACUAUGUGUUAAAAAUUAGAAGAAUGUAAAUAGAUUUAAUCGACUGCUAGUUAAUAAAUUAGUGCAUUAAAUGUAUUAAUAAUUGAUAAUUUCUUAGAAUUCAAUGUUAUAAUGUAUUUUAAUAUCAAGAGAAGCUGAAUAUCUUUAAAAAUUUUUAAUUAAGAUAGUUAAUGGGAUGGAAUCUUAGUUUUGUAUAAAUAAUUAAAUAAAUAUAUUAGAAAACAAUAUGUAAUUACUUUUUGAUGAAUUAUUUGAAAAUGGUAAUAUAUAAGAACUAUAAUUAAGUGAGUUAACUACACCAUUAAGUUUAUAAUUUACUCCUACUCCAUUACUAAAUUAACAUAGAAAUAAUAAUAAGAAUAUUAGAUAUAAUAUUACUAGAGACCCAGAUUUUAUAUGGAAUAAUAAUAGAAUCGAAUGAAUUUAUUUAUAAAAUUUUAAACAUAAAAUCUCAGUAUUUAUUCUAAUCAUGGAGUUAAUAAAAGUAUAUAUUAAAAAUAAUAAAAAAAAUCAGGUGUCACGAUGACAUCAUACUAUUUUGAAAUGCAAGAAUUUGAGGCAAGUUAUCAUGAUGUAAAUUAAGCAGCUUUAAUCUUUUAUGAAGACACAGGUGGUAGUCAUCAGGAUACAGAUAAGUUUUUGAAUUGGGAAGAAGAUCUAAUCUAAAUAUCAAAGUCAUCUCCCUCUCAAAGAGACUACAAAAAAAACAUCUGUAGAAACAUAUUAAGAUAAGCUGUUAAAUCUAUGAGAAGAGGAAAAUAGUUCGAAUUUCUAUAAAUGGAACUGUAGAAAGAAACCACUCAUUUUAUAGAUUAUUACCAGAAAAAUUUACAUACUAUAAAUGGAUUUAGAAGCCUCAAAAAUUAAUUAAUCAUUGAUUAAAAGGACACAUCUGAAUUAAAAUUGUGGAAACGUGUCUUUUAAUCAUAUAUGGUAUGGUUCUUGAAUAAAAGAGCUUCUCUCUUCAUUUUGAAUGGAGAAGCCAAUAACUUCAAAGAAUACCUAAGAUUCAAAAAUGAAGUUAUGUUGUUUUACACAUAAUUUCCUGAACAAUGGUGUUCAAAUGAACCAUCCUGGAAAAUUUGUAAUUGAU